AUGAACGAACAACUAAGAUCCUUGAUUAAUUCACCCGAUUUGGGAUUGUUCCAAUGCAUAAAUUUAUUGAGAAAACAUACUGACAACAUUGGAGUCCAUCAUGUAUUGGUGAAGAGAGUAUCAUCCUACAGCUAUGACGAAUUGGAAUUCUUUAUACCACAAUUUAUACAAUUACUUGUUACAUUUGAAACAGAGUCAAUGGCUCUUGAGGAUUUUUUAUUGAAUUACUGUUCACAGUAUCCACAUUUUUGUUUGAUAGUUUUCUGGUAUCUUCAAGCAUUUUUAUUUGAAUUGAGGAACGAACCUGAAUCAUACUCAUUUCAAACAGUUAGAAAGUUCAUCAACAAAUUGCAAAACAUAUUAUUUAAUGUUGACGCAUACUUUCAGUCUAAGAAAUCAGAGUUUCGUGAAAAUUUACAGCCAUCGUUGGUAUUAUGUGGUUCUGUAGCUGGUGCAUUUAGUUUACCUUUGAUGAAUGAAUACGUAUCUCCAAUUGUUCGAUCCCAGGGCAGACAACAGAAAUCGUUUGUUUUCAAGUUGGCGAAUUUUCAAAAGUCUUUAACUAGAAACCUUACAAUGAAGAAUCAAAGGAUGUCGUCUGACAACAACUCGCCAUCGUUUUCUGAUGAUGAUGGUAAAGAUGUUCAUAAGGCACAAGAUGCUGUUCACCAGGAAAUGCAUAAGUCCAAUAGAAAGUACAUGGUACCGUUACUGCUGGAUGAUUCAGAAGCCUAUACAACUGAUGAUGAAGAAGUAAAUGCAUUCCAGGGUAUUAGUCAAUCUAAGCGACACCAGAUAAAAUAUAGUGAUGUAGAGGAUAGCAUCAAGAUCAAUACUGUCAUCAAGUCUAAAAAGAAUCGAUUGAGAAUAUCCAGCGAAACGCAAAACAUGCCAUUAAUUGAAGAUGGAAACUAUAAUCGAAGUUCCCAAUCUUUACCAGACUUAGUUAGAACUAAAUCCAGGCCUGAUGUAUUUAGUACUGAAUCAGAGGCAGCAUUGACAGCGUCUCGUAAUUCAUCUGAUUUAAUGUUUUCAAAAAGAUCUUCUUCAGCUUCAUUUCAUAAGGUAAGACCUUAUCAAGAGUUAUUGAAAAUUCUUCAAGUUAAUUAUUCUAAGAAGGAAACAAAUUUUAUUAUGUCCUUACAAAAUGUCUCCUUAAGAUUAUCACUGGUUCCAAAAGUUGCUAGAUUAUCUGCAUUGAGAGCCGAGCUAUCAAUAAUUAACGAGAAUUUACUUCCAUCUGAAAUUGAUAUUCCGCAAUUAUUACCCAUCACUAGUAAUAAAAAUAAAAAGUUUCACAAGAUUUUGAAGUUGAACAUCAAUGAAGCCUGUGUAUUAAAUUCUGCUGAAAGAGUCCCGUAUUUAUUAUUGAUUGAAUACUUAAGUGAUGAAAUUGAUUUCAACCCAUUUACAGACUACAAUCAGAAGAUAAUUAACGCAAAGUUUGAAAAGUCUGAUUCAAAGACUAACGAUCAAAUCAAUGCAAGAGAUGACGCAUCAAUUGUUUCUCAACCAAAAGAAUUUACAGAACUUGAUGGUCCAUUCAACGAGAUUUAUAGUGAAGAAACGGAUUUGGGUGAACUCCCAAUGCUUCACCUGAGGUCAUCAAGUAGGGAAUGGCCAAAACUGGGUGCAGCAAGUCCUGUUGCAAGAUCUCCACAAAUGGACUAUAAGAACUACCUGGGUGACUCACCUGUUAUUUCCAGUACCGUUGAUUCCCUGAUGCUUGCAGAUCAAAUGAGAAUCGCCUCUCUCAUGCUUCAACAAUUAGAAAAUUCAGGACAAUCAAAUACACAACAGUGUAUUGCGAUAAAGAAUAGAAUUAUAGAUUCCAUGAUCUCACUUCAAGAUCAAUUUGAAUCUAUUGAUUAUGAAACAUUAAAGGAGUUGAAAACAGAUGAACAGGAUGCUGGAAAGAGAAAAUUGGAAAACGAUUUUAAACUCGCUGAAGAUUGGAAUGCUAAGAAACAGAGAAUUAGAAAGUCUAGUGUUUUUGGUCAUUUACCAAAUUGGGAUCUUUGUUCUGUAAUUGUGAAAAAUGGGGAUGAUUUGCCACAGGAAGCAUUCGCUUGUCAAUUAAUAACCAUGAUUUCGAACAUCUGGAAAAAACAUAAUGUGAAAUACUGGACGAAGAGAAUGAAAAUUUUGAUAACCAGUGCUAAUGCUGGAUUAGUGGAGACAAUCACGAAUGCAAUGUCGAUUCACUCGAUAAAGAAGUCACUUACAGAGAUAUCUAUUGCAAAUGGAAAGAACUCCAAAGGCAGGAUUUUUACAUUAAAAGAUUACUUUGAAAAGUUGUAUGGUUCGCCAGAAUCAAGAAAUUAUAUUCGUGCACAAGAAAAUUUUGCUAGAAGUUUGGCAUCAUAUUCAAUUAUCUGCUAUGUGUUGCAAAUUAAAGAUAGACAUAAUGGAAAUAUUAUGCUAGAUCACGAGGGUCAUAUUAUUCAUAUCGAUUUUGGAUUUUUGCUUUCAAAUUCACCCGGAAGUGUUGGUUUUGAGGCGGCACCUUUUAAAUUGACGACAGAGUAUAUCGAUGUAUUGGGUGGUUUGGAAUCAGAUGCAUUCUUAAUUUUUGUUCAGGUUUGUAAAGACUGUUUUAAGGCUUUACGAAAAGAAUGGGAACAAAUAGUCAGUAUUGUCGAGCUAAUGCAGAAAGAGUCUAAUCUUCCUUGCUUUAAUAAUGGAGAUAAUACUAGUGUCUUACUUCAGCAAAGGUUACAGUUGCAGUUAUCAGAAGAGGCUAUUGAUUCAUUUGUCGAAGUCUCGUUGAUUGAAAAAAGUGUUGGUAGCAUGUACACUCGUUUGUACGAUCAAUUUCAAAUGAUCACUCAAGGUAUAUAUAGUUAA
Candida tropicalis MYA-3404 is the source of this 2847-nucleotide messenger RNA. Its product is annotated as phosphatidylinositol 4-kinase PIK1a. Lineage: Eukaryota; Fungi; Ascomycota; Pichiomycetes; Serinales; Debaryomycetaceae. The record is from RefSeq and is a predicted model, not a curated record. Gene Ontology annotation, molecular function: 1-phosphatidylinositol 4-kinase activity. Bases 1 to 2847 code for a protein of 948 amino acids. Gene Ontology annotation, cellular component: membrane; cytoplasm. The transcript has a single exon. Gene Ontology annotation, biological process: phosphatidylinositol phosphate biosynthetic process; phosphatidylinositol-mediated signaling.